AUGCCAGGAUGGUAUCACGAAGAGCAGGGCUCUGAUGGGCCAAACUCAGGUGGUGGCUCCGACAGCUCCGGCUCCCAGAGCUUAUCCGAUAUCAUGUCAUCAUCAUCGUCGCAGUUCGGAUUUGCGGGCUUCGAUGUCGAACGUGCUUCUUAUCUGCGAACGGUACACGGAAUCCUCGCCUUGGUUGCAUUCGUUGCCCUCUUCCCACUCGGAGCCGUUCUGAUGAGGCUGGUGCCGGGGCGCGUGUCGAUAUGGUUUCACGCCAUCACACAAUUGGCCGCUCUAGCCUUGUUCAUCGCCUCGAUUGGCUUAGGUGCCUACAUUGUAAAUUUGGUUCAGGAUGGAGGGUUUCCCCUUCUCGACGACGACCUGGUGGCCGCCCACGCUGGUAUCGGGAGUGCGCUGGGCGUAGUCUUCAUUUUGAUGCCAAUCAUGGGCUACUUGCAUCAUCGUUACUUCAAGAAAGUUGGGCGCCGAACCGGCUGGUCCUACCUACAUUUAGCAGGCGGAAGAGUGGGGAUCACGCUUGGCAUCAUCAACGGAGGCAUUGGGCUGGCGAUUGCAGGAGCAGAGACCAGGUUCAAAGUUGCAUAUGGCAUCGUGGCCGGCAUCGUUUGGGUCGCGUGGAUGGCCACGGCGACCAUCAGCGAAGCGCGGCGCAACCUUGGGAGGAAGCGUACUGGCAGUGAGCCAAAGUAUGGCCGUACAGGGCGGGCUCGUGAACACGAGGCAUCUUGA
Verticillium alfalfae VaMs.102 is the source of this 738-nucleotide messenger RNA. RefSeq lists its product as hypothetical. Lineage: Eukaryota; Fungi; Ascomycota; Sordariomycetes; Glomerellales; Plectosphaerellaceae. The record is from RefSeq and is a predicted model, not a curated record. The coding region runs from base 1 to 738 and encodes 245 amino acids. The transcript is spliced from 2 exons.